Molecule: messenger RNA, 1353 nt
Organism: Juglans microcarpa x Juglans regia
Lineage: Eukaryota; Viridiplantae; Streptophyta; Magnoliopsida; Fagales; Juglandaceae
Product: protein MET1, chloroplastic-like
Exons: 7
Coding region: 173-1153 (326 amino acids)
Molecular function (GO): protein binding
Source: RefSeq, a predicted model, not a curated record
AACAGUCCUGUAAUCCAAAACAUCUUCGAAUUGGAGACCAAAAGUACUUACCUCUCCAAAUGGUACCAUGUUUUUUUCCGGAUUUCACAACUCAAACAUUUCAUGACCUCUGAUCUGUUCUCUAUAAACUCAAAACAGGCAAAGUCAGACUGAUUUUUUUAACAUAUCAACCAUGUCUUUAGCUCUCUACUCCUCACCACCAUUGCCAAGAACCAUCAGAACCCCAGCUCUGGUUUUUCAAAGCAACCAUUUGUCGUUCAACAGCCACUCAUUUCUCAGCCCUUCAAACUUUUUUUCACGAACCCAGCUGCUCAAACCAUCCAUUUUGAUCGUUAAAACAUCGGAAACUGGGUCCCAGACGUCGAAACCAGGGGGUGGAAGUGAAGAUGAACAACAGUACGAAGAGUAUGAGGUGGAGCUGGUGCAACCAUAUGGGCUGAAAUUCGCCAAGGGCAGAGAUGGUGGAACUUACAUAGAUGCGAUUGCACCGGGUGGGUCGGCUGACAAGUCUGGGAUGUUCACUGUUGGGGAUAAAGUACUUGCCACCAGUGCAGUGUUUGGGUCAGAAAUAUGGCCUGCUGCUGAAUAUGGAAGGACAAUGUACACAAUUCGACAAAGAGUUGGCCCAUUGUCGAUGAGAAUGCAGAAGAGAUAUGGUAAGCAGGAGGAUAGCGGUGAAUUAACAGAAAAAGAGAUUAUCAGAGCUGAGAGGAACUCGGGGGUGAUUAGUAACAGAGUGAGGGAAAUUCAAUUGCAAAAUGCUCUAAGAAAAAAGGAACAGAAAGAGCUCAGGACGAAGGACCUUCGUGAAGGACUGCAACUUUACAAGAAUGCCAAAUAUGAGGAAGCAUUAGAGAGGUUCGAGUCAGUAUUGGGAUCACAACCAGAUCUAGAUGAAGCUUCAGUAGCAAGUUACAAUGUGGCAUGUUGUUAUUCUAAGCUUAAUCAGACGCAAGCUGGGCUCUCUGCGCUUGAAGAUGCCUUGCAGGCAGGAUUUGAGGACUUCAAGAGAAUCCGAACAGAUCCUGACCUAGCCAGUAUAAGAACAUCCGAGGAAUUUGAGACUCUUUUAAAAAGGUUCGACGAGUCAUUUAUCAAUGAAAAUGCCAUCAAUGCCAUUAAAUCUUUAUUUGGCAUAUUCAACAAGAACUAGAGCCUUGAAUUAGAUUCAAAUAAAACGGAGUCCAAGUUCUAAAUCGCACUGAGAUAAUGCAGGGAUUGGCAUAGCAAUAUUUCAAAGCAAUUCAGUUUCUCUUUCGUGAAUUUGUUCAUGUCAUUACUUUUCAAUGACUAUUGAGAAUUCAUUGUGAUUUUUUUUCUCAAUGACAUGUUUCUCAUGAAUUCUCUCUUCAA